Paraglomus brasilianum is the source of this 1026-nucleotide messenger RNA. The record is from the annotation of a GenBank genome assembly. NCBI's taxonomy places the organism in Eukaryota, Fungi, Glomeromycota, Glomeromycetes, Paraglomerales, Paraglomeraceae.
AUGUCCGACAAUAUGCUAGCUAUCCCGCCUGGCCUCCCCGAAAAUGUACGAGACUGGAAAAGCUCUCAGGUGCUUGAGUUUUUCAACGCGAACAGCGAGCAAUAUGAUCUCGUUGAACAAGACAUCAAAAUGAUCGGGGAGAACAGAGUUGGGGGUAUUGCCCUCCUCAGACUGACUACAGAAGAACUUCGCGGCAUUGGGCUUCCCCUCGGUCCUGCUGUAGCCACUGCAGAGCUUAUUGACGAGCUCAAGAGAGACAAAGGAGUUGAGUCUGCUAGGGAAAAUAAUGACAAAGUCCUUACACAGCUCGAAAGAAUUGAGAAGAAAAUUGAAGAUUUUAGGAAAGAUAAAUCUGCAAUACAAAUCUCAAGCAUAAACACAGAAUACUUUACAAAGAUCAUUGAGUAUAUCAGUCUUGAUUAUGAAACAACAACCUUUGAAGCAGAAGGCCUUGACUUAAACUUGAACAAGAGGAUUGGUCCUUUUCAAUGGUCAGCAGAAGCAGAAAGAUCACAAAGCAAUAGAUAUAACCCUUAUAUUACCAAUAAGAUACUCAAACUUGGUUCAUUUCAGCGACUUGGGUAUUAUGAUACAACCAAUGAUAAUACUUUCCUCACAACAAGUACUGACAUCAAGACUCUCUGGUACUAUGGAUCUAGUCAUACAAACACAUUGCAAAUUAUGACAGGACUCAUAGCAGUGGAUUUAAAGUCAAAAUAUACUGUUUUAGCAGUGUUAACUGAUUUGAUGGAUGACUGGCAUUUUUAUUGGCUUCGGGAUAAAAAGAUCAUUGGGCUCAAGCUUGAAAGGGUUAAUGCUGUGGCACUUUUACGAAAAAACAUUGAGUCAGCAGAGCGAGAGUUAGAGCAGCUAGGGAAGCAAGCAUCAUCUCAAGUGCAUGGUUGUCAAGAAUCAGAUCUAUCAAUUAUGAGCAUUGGAACAGUUUUAGAACCAGGCUUGCCUACUUCUGAGGUGGAACCAGUACCAAAAAGGCAGAAGUUUAGGCAUAUUGUUGGAUCCUCUAAU